CCGCCUGCUGCAGCAGAACAACCUGGAUACACUCCACAUGUCUUGUUCAAACAAGCAGCUUUCUAUUAACUCCGAUAGGGAAGGGUAGUGAAGGGUAGAAAGCUGGUGACUGGCACUCAUGUGUCAAAACAUUUUUGCAGCCAUUUUCUCUCCUGACGCCUGAGGAUCUGAGAGGCAGAUUGGUCUUGGUGUGGGUCAGUGUCAUCUUACAUCCUGUGAUCAGUCUGCGAGAGCCGGAGACACGGCAGUAGAGUGUGGGGCGGCAACACUGAAUGGACAGAACAUGGGGUCAGAUGAGGCCUACAACUUUGUCUUUAAGGUGGUUCUGAUUGGUGAAUCUGGUGUGGGCAAGAGCAACCUGUUGUCCCGUUUCACCAAAAAUGAGUUUAACCAUGACACUCGCACAACCAUCGGGGUGGAGUUCAGCACACGGACCGUGCAGCUCAGCGGCUUCACCAUUAAGGCCCAGAUCUGGGACACAGCCGGACUGGAGCGAUACCGGGCCAUCACUUCAGCGUAUUACAGAGGUGCUGUUGGAGCCCUGCUGGUCUAUGACAUAACAAAACACCUUACCUAUGAGAGUGUGGAGCGCUGGCUGAAGGAGCUCUACGACCACGCUGACCCCCACAUUGUGGUGAUGCUGGUGGGCAACAAGACUGACCUGGAGUCAGAGAGAUCUGUGCCCACUGAGGAGGCCAAAGACUUUGCAGAAAAGAAAGGGCUUUUGUUUCUGGAGACCUCAGCCUUGGAGUCAACUAAUGUGGAAGCAGCAUUCAACAAUGUCCUAGCAGAUAUUCACAGAAAGGUGAGCAGUAAGGAAGUGGUUCGAGGCUCCAUCAGUGCCGUGUCCCUGAACAGCCCCAGUGCAGAAAACACAGAGGAGAAUAAGCCCUGCUGCAGGAACAUCUGAUUACACCAUCCCCCAGGAGCUCAGGGGGCCACAGGGUGGGUGACAGGUGAACUCCUCCUUCACCCACAACCCUGUGCAAGAGCUUGACAAGAGGCAGGCACCAUGGCAGCCAUAGGUACCAAUAUUAACGGCCCUGGCUUAAGAUGCCUCUUCGAAAUGACUGAUUUACAAGUUGUAAGAGCUACAUGGUGGUGUGAGGUGUUCAAAGGAUGUUUGAUAAGUGUGAGUGAAUGUAGCUGGAAACCAGCAUCAGUCUUUUAAGAGUCCCUGCUGACCGCUGAACAUACGUCAGUGGUAAAACACAAAACUGUGUUACCUGUAAGAUAAAAUAUUUAUAGUUCAUGCAGAAAAUUGGAAAAAUCAUAGCAUGGGUAAGGUUUUGAAAGUCAAUGACAUAAGACUGUUUUAUGUUUUCUUCAAAUCAACAGUUUAGUUGGUGGUGAAUAUUUUAUGUACUGACUGAUCUAUGAUGAGACUGAAUGUAUUUCUGUUGAGACAUAAAUGAUUUAUGGAGACA
Messenger RNA from Seriola aureovittata, 1427 nucleotides. It is a transcript of the gene rab25b, whose product is annotated as RAB25, member RAS oncogene family b. Gene Ontology annotation, molecular function: GTP binding; GTPase activity. Bases 284 to 910 code for a protein of 208 amino acids. The transcript has 5 exons. NCBI's taxonomy places the organism in Eukaryota, Metazoa, Chordata, Actinopteri, Carangiformes, Carangidae. Gene Ontology annotation, cellular component: recycling endosome. Gene Ontology annotation, biological process: exocytosis. The record is from RefSeq and is a predicted model, not a curated record.